Molecule: messenger RNA, 905 nt
Organism: Hevea brasiliensis (rubber tree)
Lineage: Eukaryota; Viridiplantae; Streptophyta; Magnoliopsida; Malpighiales; Euphorbiaceae
Product: transcription factor WER
Exons: 3
Coding region: 184-807 (207 amino acids)
Source: RefSeq, a predicted model, not a curated record
UAAUGCUAAGGGUCGGCAAAGGAUACCAUCAUUUUUCAAGAUAUUAAUUAUGACCCUUAUUGACCUUUAUUCUAGCAUAUGUGAAACAAUAUCACAAAGAAUUAGUGAACACAAAACUCUCUCUCGAUCCACCAACAGCUACUACGAGAACAAGUGAAUAACAAACAAACUAAUUAGAAGACAAUGGAAUCAGAGAAUCAGUACAAGAAAGGGUUAUGGACAGAGGAAGAAGACAAGAUUCUCAUAGACUACAUAAAGGUUCAUGGGAAAGGACGAUGGAAUCAUAUUUCUAAGAAGACUGGCUUAAGGAGAUGUGGGAAGAGCUGUAGGUUAAGGUGGAUGAAUUACCUAAACCCAAACGUGAAGCGAGGCAAUUUUACUGAGGAAGAAGAAGAUCUUAUCAUUAGACUUCACAAUCUCCUUGGAAACAGGUGGUCAUUGAUUGCCAAGAGGGUACCUGGGAGAACUGACAACCAAGUUAAGAAUUACUGGAAUACCCAUUUGACUAAAAAGUUGGCUGCAAAAGAUCAAAAUGGCAAACUCAACAUUAAACAACAAAGUAGUGGGGUUGCUAUUUCUGGCUCAACAGUCUCCAAGGCAGCUACAAAUUCAGGAUAUAGUGAAGGCACAACCACUGAUCAAAUUACAGUUAAUACUGGGAUUCAAAAAGCUACUCAAGUGUCAAAUACACAUGAAUUGACCUUUAAGGAUACCUACACAAGCUCUUUUUGGUUUUAUGAUGAUCCUUUAGAGCUCACUAGAAUUAGAGAUGAGUUUUUGGAUGGGUAUUCUUUUGAUCUUGGUUGAUAUGAUUGUAUAAUCUUUAUUGCCAAAUAACUCCUUUUCUGAAAUCAUGUGAAAUUUAAGACAAAGUAAGUGAGAUAAUUGUAAAUAUACUUAUUCUC